AUGGCAAGGAAAUGGAUUCCUCAUCAUGAAGUCCUGCUCUUAGCAAUGGUUAUUCUUCUUCCUUUGGCACAAGCAACCGCGCCGGCUAUUUUCAUAUUCGGUGACUCCACCGCUGAUGUUGGUACAAACUCUUUCUUGCCUAAUAGCAAGGCAAGAGCUAACUUCCCUCCCAAUGGCAUUGAUUUCCCACAUUCAAGGCCCACUGGAAGGUUUAGCAAUGGCCUUAAUAGUGCUGAUUUUCUUGCCAAGCUAUUUGGUUACAAGAGAAGUCCACCACCCUUUCUUGCUCUUAACAGUACGACGCUUAAGAGGAGGAGUUUCACAGGUGUUAACUUUGCCUCUGGUGGGUCUGGUCUUCUUGACAUAACCGGACAAUCAACCCUGACCUUAAUGAAGUUUGGAAAAGAGAAAAUCCCAAUUGAUUCCUUAUCAUCCAAGAGCCAAAAGCAUGUUAUUCCAUUUGGAGAGCAAAUUCAGCAAUUUUCCACUGUCAGGGAGAUUCUUGUGGAUGCAAUGGGUUCAAAAGCAGCUAAAAAAUUUCUUUCAAAGUCUCUGUUCUUCAUCAGCACUGGUAGCAAUGAUAUUUUUGGGUAUUACUAUUCAAAAAGUUCUGUAUCCAAGGAAGAGUUCCUAGGCAGUUUAGGAGCCACUUACGAAAACCAUUUGAGGGGUCUACUGAAUCUUGGAGCAAGGAAGUUCGGGGUUAUUGGUAUCCCACCGCUUGGUUGUUGUCCUUCUCAAAGGGUUUUUAAUAUUACCAGCGGAUGUUUGGAGGAGUUGAAUGACCUUGCAAGAGCAUUCCAUCCAAUUUUGGAUGCCAUUUUGUGGAAACUCAGCUCAAAAUAUGAGGGAAUGAAUUACUCCCUUGGAAAUUCAUAUGAAAUGACAAUCAAUGUUAUAGAUCACCCUCUGCAAUUCAAUUUUAAAGAUGAGAAAUCUGCAUGUUGUGGAGCCGGAAAGUUGAAUGGAGAAGCGUUUUGUAGUUCAGAAGCUAACCUUUGUUUGAAUCGCAACGAGUUCUUGUUCUGGGAUUUAUUUCACCCUACACAGGCUGCUUCUAAGCUUGCAGCUUUAACCCUCUAUGGUGGUCCUCCAAGAUUUGUAGCUCCUAUCAACUUCUCUCAGUUGGCUGAUGCAUGCUAA
Ziziphus jujuba (common jujube) is the source of this 1143-nucleotide messenger RNA. RefSeq names its product GDSL esterase/lipase At4g16230. The transcript has 5 exons. Gene Ontology annotation, molecular function: hydrolase activity, acting on ester bonds. NCBI's taxonomy places the organism in Eukaryota, Viridiplantae, Streptophyta, Magnoliopsida, Rosales, Rhamnaceae. The record is from RefSeq and is a predicted model, not a curated record. Bases 1 to 1143 code for a protein of 380 amino acids.